Messenger RNA from Pieris napi, 1470 nucleotides. RefSeq lists its product as uncharacterized. The transcript is spliced from 8 exons. The record is from RefSeq and is a predicted model, not a curated record. NCBI's taxonomy places the organism in Eukaryota, Metazoa, Arthropoda, Insecta, Lepidoptera, Pieridae. Bases 153 to 1106 code for a protein of 317 amino acids.
GGCGCGCGUAGACGCACGUCGCGUUGCUCGGCGCGGAGAACUAAAUAGCACGGAGACAGAAAAACUCUCCUCCAACUUUUCAGUGUCUACGAUUUCGUUUGUUCUUUUUUUAAAUUUUGGAAUGUUUUGAAACUUUCCGUAGAAUUUUUAAGAUGAGUGUUGAGUUUAUGAAGUUUUUGAAAAAAGAAACUGAACAUGAUCGAAAUCAAGAUGAAAACCAAUGGAUGAAAACGAGAAAAUCUCAUCGCUCCAAACGAUUUAAUUCACGAAAAGCUCGCGCGAAACGUCAAACAGAUACUUCAAGAGACGUCACAGACACGACGCGCCGUCCACAACCCCUUUCAUCUCGAAUAUCAGCAGUUUCAGAAUGGAGUGGGGCUACCGGUGGGCCCCCGGCGGAGGUAAUCUUGCGGCUUCAUCCCACGCCAGUCACAACAUAUCCAGCGCCGCAAAUCACAGGCAACUUAUCCAUUACAGAAUUGGACGGCAGCGCGAUAGUAGUUCGCGCUGAAGAAGCGUUAAUAGUAGCAUUCGUUCUUCUCCUAUGGGUGGCAGCGAUCGCUCUCUUCUUCAACCGCUGGGGCAAGAUCAGGUGCGUCUAUAAGCUAAUGCUAGAACCAUAUCAACCUAAGUUUCAACAACAACAUCGGCAAAGCUGUGUUCUCGCCGAAAACACUAUCACCGUACCACCACUUCAUAGAGCAUCACUGUCGAGAGGCUGUGUGUCAUACGACUGCGGUGGAGCCUUUUCCGCUUAUCAGCCCUGUGGUUACCUUUCCCAUCGGCCUAGACAGAACUCCGUCUUCGUCGGCAGCAUGGGCGGUAUGGCUCUCAUACCAGAAAGUCCACCACGCAGAUCGCGGUCCGCUGCAGACCUUCCAGCCUUAACCACACCCUCAGACCACGUUCCUACCACGUCUAGGUCAUCCAGGGCCGCCAGCCUUCACACUGUUGACCUAAGAGUGCGUGUACCCUCACCUCGCGCUUCAAGAGCUGGCAGUCUGCAUUCAGCUGACAUUCCAACUGUACAAGUACACGUUAGAGGUUCUAGUACUAAUAUCAAUAGACCUAGGAGUCCUAGACGACUAACCAUUACUAAUGUCUAGAAUUGUAUUAUAAUGUAACGGACCAAUUCAAUUUAUGUAUGCACUGUGGAAAUGAAGCUUUAUUUUUCUAUAAAACAAAUUCUAAAUUUAAGAUUAUUAAGUCUUUCAAGUAGAGUAGCGUCCUUAUAUCUUUCUCCAUAUCCAAUUAUAUAUUCUAUAUAAUUAUUCUAAGCAUCAGAACUAUAUUUUAUUCUAAACUGGGGAUGCUCGAUGAUCAUCGAUGUUAGCUCACGGCCUCCCACACGACCAAUGCAACUUACGAAACAAAUUAUGUCUUCUAUGAACGCAUCCACAAAUCGCGUUUAUUAAAAUUUUGAACGCGUAUCCAUUCUUUGCGCCCAGCCUUGCGAUUCUGUAACUGACA